GAUGUCCUGGUUGCCAUCACACAUGCCGUUCCGCCCUAUGGUGUGGUGGGCGUGAAUUUGUAUUUGGCUGACUUGUUGGAGGAUUUGCUUAACUAUCCGAAUGCUUCGCCCGCUGCCAAGCAGGGCUUCAGCUAUGCCUUUCUGCUGGAUCGUGAUACCGGCAAUACGCUGGCUCAUCCGGCAUUCCCACGGCCGCUCAUCCAGCGCGAACCGGCGUAUCCAGUGAACAUCGCUUAUCUUGAGAAUGCAACGGACUUUUCCAGCAUCCUCAGGCGCAUGCUGCAGGAGGAGCGCGGCAAUGCCAGCACUGGCGUCUACUUGGGUCGCCAACAGCUUCUGCGCACCUAUCACUGGCAAUCCGUGCUGGGCAUUUAUGUGCUCUGUCUGGUGAGCACCGCCAGCAUCAGCGGCGCUGCCGCUCACAAUGCAUCAGUGCCGCAGCAGCGCUACAAUCGAUUGGAUGCCGUAUCGAGCUAUGAGUCUGGCUACUAUGGCGACAGCAUGGAUAUAUUGUACCACCGUUUGGACUUGCUGCAAAAUGCCGCCACUGGAGCGCCCGCAAAUUGUCGCUACUUCAGGCAACUGGCCACGAUGGAUGCGCCCACUCUUUUUCUGAGCGCCGCCGCUUUUAAUUCGCCCUUUGCAUUCCUGCACAACAAUCGACCGCGCACUCAGCUGCGUCAAGUUGAGUCCAUCAUGGCGUAUUUGCGUGACUCCCGUGGCCUGUUCGCUAAUCCCGGCCUGCGGCCACGUAUACGGCACGAGGUUCUGGUCUUAUAUCAGACCAUGCAACUGCUGCGGCGACGACAUCAGGAUUCGAGCGGCUCGUUGCGUGGCCACAUUAUCAGACGUUAUAUAGCCAGUGUCAAUCGGACGCUGCAACGGUACUACGCCUUCAACACAUCUCUGGCCACCAUACUGAGCAAUGUGGUGCAUGGCGAGCGCACGAAAUACGCCAUCGCCCUGAUCCGUGGCAGCAAUCUGUUUGCGGCGGUGCUCAACUCCAGCUGCGAUGGCGGCGCCUUCUGUCCGUGCAGCACCAUCGAUCGGGUCUGCCUCAACUGCAAGCGCAUGGAUCAGACGGACUGCGAGUGUCCCUGCGAAUGCCCCAUGCUGGCGAAUAGCGAUGCCAGAGAUCUGGAUGACUAUACGAAUUAUACGCGACAAUUUCCCUAUUGUGCACCACCGAGCGAACAUUUUCUGGCACUGCCACCCACAACACAGCUGCUGAGCAUGUUGCCCAGCUGCACCGCCGUCGGCGGCGGAGGCAGCUGUGAGACGUUCGCCACACAGCGCGAAUGCCUGGGAAUAAUGGGCUGUGAGUGGUGCCAACAGGAUGUGGAGGGGAAUACCUUCGCGACGGCCUUCUGCUCCUCGCAGGCGGGCUGCUUUAACGGUGUGCUGGCAUCGCUGACGCCGUAUGGAGAGUUGGAUGAGCUGGAGAUGCUGGCCGCGCAUAAUCCACAGCGGGAACAGCAUGCGUACUCCGCCUUUGGGCCGCUUGGUGGUGCUAUCGUUGUGCUUGCCAUAGUGAUAGGCUUUGCCAUCUAUUGCUAUCGGCACAAUCUGGAUACCCAGGCACUGGAGCAGUUCUAUGUGGAUUCGGUGCAGGAGGAGAACUACGGUCUGCCGCUGUCCCGCUUCAAUUUCGACGAUUGCCAGGCGCACGAUGAGCCGCCCAUGGGUGGCUAUGAUCAUGCUGCGGCCCAGCGUCAACUGAUGCACGCUGCGGACAUAUCACCGUAUCACAUGUCCAGCGGCAGCAGCUACUAUCGCCGGCCGCCCAACGGGGAGUCGGAUCACGGCUAUAGCACCAUGACACCGCACGAGGAUAGCUCCGAUCAGCAGUGCUUUACGCUGGCGGAGCCGCUGCUGCUGCACGACAAGCGGCACAGCAAAUCGGACACCAUGUCCAUAUCAACAUCCAUAUCGAGUCCCACAAACCGCCAGCAGUCCAAUGCGCAUCCCUAUUUGAGCAAUCAGCCGGCCAGCAAGACGGAGCGCUACAAGCAGCAGCCGCAGGCCACACCGUCGCCCUGUCGCGGCACAACGUCCGUGGUUUAUGGCCAGACCACGCUGCCGCUGGAUGCCGAGGAGCCGCGAUCCCACUAUAUACUGGCGCCAGUGACCGUCCAUCGGCACAUGGAGACGGCCGAAUCGUAGUCGAUUGCAAUUAAUAUUUAAGGAGUCCGCUUGUUUGCCAACUUGGUUAUUUUGUGGAUUAGUUCACAGAAUCCGACAACUGAUUCAAACUCCACUAAAUGCCAGCCAAUUUAAUCUUUAAGUCGUUUAUAUUAACUACUUUGCCAUUUUUAUCCAGGUGCACGAACUGCGCGCGUGCACUGUAAUUUAUUGCAGAAAGUAUUAUUAUGCAGCUACUUCCAAUAUUUUAAGCAUUUACAUAUACAUAUAUAUGGAUAUAUAGAUAUAUAUAUAUCUACGUUAAGCACUAAAACAACUAAAUGUACUUAUUAUCAAGGUAACGAAACGACUCGAAAGAAAGAGUAUACAUUUUUUGUAAUAGUUUUUAAGUGCAUAAAGUUACUAAUUAUCGAUUUUAGUUCGUAAAUAAUCAAUAUACUUUAAAUAAAAUGUUUGCAACAAUUUUACACACAA
Drosophila navojoa is the source of this 2616-nucleotide messenger RNA. Its product is annotated as VWFA and cache domain-containing protein CG16868. NCBI's taxonomy places the organism in Eukaryota, Metazoa, Arthropoda, Insecta, Diptera, Drosophilidae. Gene Ontology annotation, molecular function: voltage-gated calcium channel activity. The record is from RefSeq and is a predicted model, not a curated record. Gene Ontology annotation, cellular component: voltage-gated calcium channel complex.